AAUACCAGUAUUUGCAAUGUUCUAAUGGAUUGAAUUCAUCUUAGAAGGUGCACAGUUGUGUUUGCAUUGUACUGGUCAGAGGAGAUUAGGACUAAGCAUGGGGGCUCCAAAACAGAGGUGGACAUCUGAGGAAGAGGCUGCUCUUAGAGCUGGAAUAGCAAGGCAUGGAGUUGGAAAAUGGCGCACAAUAUUGAAAGACCCAGAAUUUAGUUCCACCUUAUGCUAUCGCUCAAAUGUUGACCUCAAGGACAAAUGGCGCAACAUGAAUGUAAUUGUCAGUACAUCGAGUUCUCGUGACAAGGGAAAGACUGCAGUGAGGAAAACACGAACUACUCCCAAGAAUAACGAUCACACCGUGGUAAUCAGCACAGCAGUUACUUCUGAUAUUGAUGACGAGAUUGUUGAUGAAAAGCCUAUAGCAGCAGUGCCUAGUGAAGCACAGAAUACAUCAAAUCCAAAGAAAUCUCACUCGAGACUAGAUAAUAUUAUAAUGGAGGCUAUAAAGAGCUUAAAUGAGCCUACGGGGUCUCACAGAACUACUAUUGCUAAUUACAUAGAGGAGCAAUAUUGGCCACCUAGUGAUUUUGAUCACUUACUAUCUGCAAAACUGAAGGACUUGGCCACCAGUGGAAAAUUGAUAAAGGUGAAUCGCAAGUACAGGAUAGCACCUAGCUCGCCCAAUUCAGAGGGCCGAAGCCCCAAAAUGCUUUUGUUGGAAGACGUGCAAAGAGAGCCUGUCAAAAUAGGGAGCAAUGAUAGUAAAAUCCUUACGAGAUCUCAAGUUGAUGCCGAAUUGGCACGUAUGGCGACAAUGACUGGUGAGGAAGCUUCAGCAGCAGCUGCUCGUGCAGUUGCUGAAGCAGAGGCUAUCAUGGCAGAAGCUGAAGCAGCAGCAAGAGAAGCAGAAGCUGCAGAAGCAGAAGCCCAAGCUGCACAAGCCUUUGCUGAAGCAGCGUUUUUGACACUGAAGAAUAGAAACACUGCAAAUUUGAUGGCCCAAGCUUGAUGCUACUUGGAGCUGUUCGGGAGCAGCGUCACCGCAGAUGCCAGCUCCUACCUAUGUACAAUUGUACAUUUGUACUACUCCAUGAUGAGUACUGUUGUUGGGUUAAAAGCUGCUGUCUCGGUGGUUGUAUCACCCUCUGUUACUGGGAGAGCCAUGUGAGCUUCAACGCAUGAUCACCGGCAACGAUGGCCCUCCACUGUCCUGAACACGCUAAACUCUUUGCCAAUGUCAAGUGUUCCGCUGACGAA
Messenger RNA from Setaria italica (foxtail millet), 1254 nucleotides. RefSeq names its product single myb histone 6. Gene Ontology annotation, molecular function: double-stranded telomeric DNA binding. Gene Ontology annotation, cellular component: nucleosome. Gene Ontology annotation, biological process: nucleosome assembly. The transcript has 6 exons. The record is from RefSeq and is a predicted model, not a curated record. NCBI's taxonomy places the organism in Eukaryota, Viridiplantae, Streptophyta, Magnoliopsida, Poales, Poaceae. Bases 98 to 1006 code for a protein of 302 amino acids.